Molecule: messenger RNA, 5927 nt
Organism: Petromyzon marinus (sea lamprey)
Lineage: Eukaryota; Metazoa; Chordata; Hyperoartia; Petromyzontiformes; Petromyzontidae
Product: calcium-independent phospholipase A2-gamma-like
Biological process (GO): arachidonate metabolic process
Cellular component (GO): membrane
Source: RefSeq, a predicted model, not a curated record
GGCCACCUCCCACCCACACCACCCACACACAUGGGCGGUGCCUUUGUCAUCAACGUCCGAUGCUGACGUUUGGGUGAAGUGACCGCACAUUUGUCACUUGGAAGACCCCCCCCCCGUCUUCAUCUCUGCCAUACGAAGGAGGGCCUCUUUCCUCGGGAGUUGCUUUCACUGUUGCCGCGCCGCCACCAUGCGAGAUUGGACGUCCAUCCCACGAAAGAAUUGGCGCGGUGGUGGCGGCGCUUGGCCACGCCUGCUGGGCGAACCGUCGCCAGCGCCUUCCCCCGGCGGCCCCAUCGCCCGGGUCGCCACGCGGCCGGGCAGCGUGACGUUGAGGCGCGCCGAGGCGUGCCAAUGCUUCCGGCUCAUCCACGUGCAUGCCGGAGGGAGGUCCUCCUACCUCAAGGACACCGUCGCCUCCGUGUCCGCCAUGGUGCACAGCGUCGGCUCGGGGCUCCAGCGGCAGAUUUUCAGCUCGCGUCGGGAAUCGCGGCGCGCUGCGGAAACGGAGGAAGAUGAGGAGGAGGAGGCGGCGGUGAGGACGGCAUUGACAAUGGUGGGCCGAUCGCCAGCCUCCCGCGAGAAUACGAACACGUCAGUGGAGGCGGCCACGGUGGUGGAGGUUGGCCGUGUCUACCAUGCGAGCGUCGCUUCGUCUGGCGGAGACGUGGACCAGGCCAGGCCCGGCGCGACACCGAUGAAUCCUUUUCCAACGAGCGAGAUGCCCAGCGGGAAACUGGACCCGGUUGAGCCUGCGGCCCCAACCAGUGGGCCUGAGGGCCGCCGAGUUGCGGCGGAUGACGUAUCUGUGAGCACGGGAUCCGGUCUCUUCCACAUUAGCUAUUUCACCACAAAUUUUGGCGAGACUUACCAGUACCUGGCGAGGCACGUCAACGAUUACUUCUGGGGAGACGGGCGGGUCCCAGCGGGGUCCCCACCCGCAGUGCCGGUGCCAGCGACAGAGGGCCCGGUUUCCCAGCGGGUGGUGAGGUCCCACUUCAGAACCGGGGAGUUCAGCCGAUACAGAAAUUUAAUUUCGUUCACAUUUUACAGAAACCUGAGCUCAGAAAAGGGUUCCGGCGCCGUAAUGGCACCGGUCGCCGCAGCAACUCCGACCUCUGACCCCAGCAGAGCGGAGGGGACUGCGGAUGUUCGCUCAGAGGUGGCGGGGAGAGGAUUGCAGCUCCAGGCCGGCGCGUCGCUCACAGCUGCCUCGGCUGCCCCUUCUGCACUGGAGUCCGCCAAGCCGGCUCCUGGGACGAUCGCCCCGCGUGCCACGGAGGAGAAGGGCCGCAGAAUCAGCCUCCAGCGUGAGAAGAUUGUGGCGCGGGUGAGCGUGGACAACAGGACGCGCACCCUGGUGCGUGCCUUGCGACGGCCUCUCUCCUGCGGCACGCACCUCUCCGCCGUGGGGGACCUGUGUGAUCACUUGCUGCAGUUUGGAGACACGGCCAGUGUCGCCGUCAAGGAGGGAGCCGUGCAGUCCCUGCUGCGCCUGCUGCAGCCUGCGGAGCCCCCGCUGCAGGCAUGUGUGCGCGAGGCGCUGACGCUGCUAGGCUACACGGAGCCCGUGCGCGGUCACGGCAUCCGCAUCCUCUCCAUCGACGGCGGCGGCACCAGGGGCCUGGUCGCCUUGGAAACCCUGCAGGCACUCACCAGGUUGACUGGGAAACGAGUCCACGAAAUGUUUGACUACGUCUGCGGGGUCAGCACAGGCGGCGUGCUGGCGGUGAUGCUGGGCGUGUUCCGGAUUCCUCUGCCCGAGUGCUACGAGCUGUACCGCCGUCUCGGCACGGACAUCUUCACGCGGAACGUGCUGCUCGGCACCGUCAAGAUGGGCUGGAACCACGCCUUCUACGACAGCCACGACUGGGAGAGGCUACUGAGGGAGAAGAUGGGUGACAGCCUGAUGAUCGAGGUGUCCCGGGAUCCCAUGUGCCCCAAGGUGUCGGUGGUGAGCACGCUGGUGAACCGCGGCACACCGCUAAAGGCGUUCGUAUUCCGGAGCUACAACCUGGCCCCGGGCUCCCGCUCGCACUACAUGGGCAGCUGCCGCCACCGCCUGUGGGAGGCGCUGAGAGCGUCGUCCGCGGCACCGGGAUACUUCCAGGAGUUUCAGCUCGGGGAGGACCUGCACCAGGAUGGGGGGAUCCUACUUAACAACCCUUCGGCGCUGGCGAUGCACGAGGCCCAGCUGCUGUGGCCCGGCUCCCACCUGCAGUGCCUCGUCUCGCUGGGCACGGGACGGCACGAGCCGUCAGGCCAUGUGCCUCCGCUCACGCACACCAGCCUGCGCACCAAGCUCAUGCACAUCAUCAGCAGCGCCACCGACACGGAAGAGGUGCACACCAUACUGGACGGGCUGCUUCCCGCCGGCACCUACUUCCGCUUCAACCCCUUCAUCUCAGCGGAUGUUCAGCUGGAUGAGAGCCGGACGGAACGCCUGGAGCUACUCCGCACGGACGCCCAGCAGUACCUGCAGCGCAACGGCCCCAAGCUGCAACGCGCCACCCGCCAACUGGAGCGAUCUCGAUCAUCGACGCAGCGCGUGGUUGACGCCGCCAGGCUGCAGAUGAAAAUGUCAGGCGUGGAUUGGCCCUCCUUCAAUCUGUAGCAAGCGAGGUGUCACCAUUGCUGAGUUGGUUCAGCCAGUGAGCUUAUUUACCAGGUCACCGUGCGUGAGAGACCUGAUCCUGUCGGAUCUCAGAAGCUAAGCUGCGUCGAUUAGUUGGUUCGUCUUUGCAUUGUAGACCUGGGCUUUAAAGUGGCCAAGAGACAUCGGUACGGAAAUGGAUUAUUGGUUAUUCAAUCUAUCUGUGCAUAGCUUCGAGUGUUUACCCCCCACUCUGUACACGUGGGUUUUCUGCGAGUAACUCCUCUUCACCCAAACGUCACCCAUUCGUCAAGCAAAUUUGCAAAAUAUCCCAACGUAGGGCGCUCCUAAAAAAGAGUCAACUCAGUGAGGAUUACUUGAUGAAGGGCGUUACAGUAUUAUUCUUCGUUCAUGUAUGCUGGUGAUUGGUGCUCAACCUGGCUAAAACAAUAAUAAUUUAAAUGUAUAAAGCGCCCUGAAACAAUCGUUCUCAGGGCGCACCCAGGAAACUAUUAUAUCCCUUACCGAGGCAGUUGAUGCGAGGGUGGGAUGCUCGCAUCUGUGUCUUCACAACUCGGGAGAGUGAGACGUGCACAAUCAUGGAGAGAUCAUAUAUGAUCGUAUUUAAUAAGAUAAAAAUGCACAAAGUGUUCUUAUAUAUUUAAUUGCACCUAGAAUUGUUUGGGUGCAAUUGGCUUGGUUACCUAAAUCAGUCUUGAGUGAAUAUAUUCCAUUUAUUUACAGUUGAAAUUAACACGAUUUAAAGGUUAAUAUUCACUGAAGUGUUUUUAUUCAAUGGCUACUGGACUUAAGUGUGUUUUGCAUAAGGCUUUACAACAUGGCAUAGACAAUUUCAGCAUGAACGCUUACAUCACUCUUUAAAUAUUUGAAAACAACAGUAAACAUUCCUGUUGAACCAUCAAAUCUGUGCAUGCCACUUUGCAUAGCCAUGUGCGAACACAGUAUUAUUGUUUAAGAUUUUGUUUUGGAGAAAACACAAUUGAAUAUACUUAAAUAUGUUUCAUGUUGUUUAACCUAUUGGGAACCUUUUGAGGUGAAUUAUCGCCUAUUUAUCUAAUUUACUCAGACAGGUAAUACCUCUUAUAUGGGUAUUUUACAGUUGCUUUGAUGCCAGACAAUAUUCAUCAAUCGCAGGGAGCACCCAACUUUAAAGUGAGUAUCCAGGCAUUGUUUGCAAAUAUUAUUGCUGUUUAAACCCUGAUAGCCAAAACCUAACUCUAUAACAUCAAUAAUAAGGAAGCUAAUGUUAGGGAUUAAGAGAGUUUGGAGAUUAUGGUUGGCUUAGGACCAGCCUGUGUUUAUAUGCAACUUUAUACAUAGGAUAUGAUGAAUAGUAUAUGAAAAGAUUACAGUGCGUUUGGAAUGUUUUUGCUAUGCGCAUACAUAACUCCAUUCACUGCUUAUGCAGAUGAGCGAAUGCUGGGUUUUUUUUCAUUCUUUUAAUCGCACUACUCUCACAAGGGAUUUGCCACUGCUGAUUGUUGGGAGUCUCAGUAUAGAGCUCUAAUUUUUGGUAGGUUUCAUCGAUUAUAUUUUAUGACUGGCCACGUAAUAGCAUUUGCUGGUGCUGGCAGGCCACGUUGCACCAGAUGUCACGUAUACAAACGUUAUGAUGUCACUUCGCAUCAUGACAUCGUUGUUAGUACACGUACCCACUGUCGCAUACCUUUUUGUCUCCAAGACCGUCAUCUCUUAUUUAGCCUACUUUCAUCUAACUAAUUUGUUGUAAUAUUUUUUUACCCUUUUUUCUGGCAACAGAACUGACACCUUUUUACAGUCAGUUUUGUUGCCAGAAAAAAGGUUAAAAACCCUAUUAUAUUUUGCUACUGGCAAAGGAGGCCUCAAGAUAUAAUUUGUUGCAUCUUUGUCUCAGCGGGCCAUACCUCUUGGCGGGCCAUAGCUCUGCGGGCCACUCCCAAGAGCCUUUGUGGCCAAGCCCUGCUCCAGCUCCUCGCGGAUGAAGAAGCCAAUAGAGCUAUUGUAUGCGGUGCUACCAUAACAGUGAUGUAUCGCUAAGGAGAGUGAACUUGACUGGACCAAAGUGACAUGGUGGUGCAGGGCCCACCCCGGGACCCCCAAAUCGCUGGGUCUGUUUGUGGCCCACGUGUGUUCUGAAGGCCACCUGCUGUAGACCAUUUAUGCAGCAAAUUAAAAUGUACAUAACAAAUGCACAUGUCCAUCCGCACAGUAAAAAAAUGCAGUAUUGCCAUAAUGACGUUGUAAUUUGUAGUGGUCUUUAAUUGCUUUAUUAAGGAGGUGUAUUUCACAGUUCAUUUGUAUAAAUGUAGAGGCGAGUUAUGUGGCACUUACGUUACCGUUAGGCUUCUUUGUAUGUGUAAUGGUGUUACUUGAGUUUCACCUUGACUUAAUAAUGGGAUAUUUCACCUACGGUGUGUGUUUGAUGGUGAUGGAAUUCAAAUAAAGAUUAAUAUAAAAAUGUGAAUGCUCUUUGCACAUGCAACUUUGAUACAUGUGAAUAUUUCCUUUCAUAGGUACAUGUUUACACAAAAAAACUAUAAAUUAGUACACAGUAGUCUGUUAUAGGAUAAUUUGUAGUAUAUGGGUUAUUGAUGAGCUCACUUGACAGAAAUAAGCCCGUUCUUGGCAUUUAAAAAAUAUCAGAUUUGAAAGUAGCAUGUCAGAGCGGCCGUCAUUUUGCAAGGGGCCUGAGUAGUCUGUUACAAAUAUGAAUCGACUGAUUUAUUCUUAAUCCACGAAUCGUUCCGGCUUUUAACAAAACCGAUAGCAGCUUCUCAAGUUAUAAGACAUGUUUCCCCCUUUAUUUUAAAGCAAAAAUGCGCAGGUGAGUUAUAAACCCACUUUCUGGAAAAUGGCUAAAAAGUAAAAACGGACAGUCCCAAUUUACCAAAGAAGCUGUCCAGUUACAGAAGGGAUAGUCCAAUGACCUUUUAUUUACUUUUCAAAUUUGGUAUUUACAACAUCUUGUCCGAUACGUGUGUGUGUGACCAGAUUUGCAUCGCAUUGUGCAUUUUAAUUUUCGUAUCGCCUUAUACUAAUGGUGAAAAAUGUUUCAUUAGAGUAAUUCCAAAUUGUGUGUUUCUGAUACCCACCGUCUUAAAUGCUCCACAACGACACUAACGAUUCUAUCUAACAGAGAGGCAGGGGCAAGUGGCAUUUCAGAAUAUGGUUCAAGCAAGAUUGACAAAUGAGCAGUAAGUUAAAUAUACUGUUGAUGAGACACUAAAUGUCGAAGGCGGUCGAGCGUUUGCUUGUGUUGAACCAAUGCUGCUGAAAUAAUGCACUCCCAGGAGGGCGCGUGACUGAUGGGAUGUGUAGAAAUGAGUAAUAUUUUUUU